AUGGCUCACGCACACAUUCGCCGCAUUAACCGUUGUAGCAUAGGCGUGGCCCUUCAGGAAAGUUGGACGAAGGAGUGCCCGGCUCAUCCACGCAAAGCGCCUGAACCAGAUCCCCUGACCAUAGAGUACCUGGUGGACGAUUGUUUGACUUUUCUUCUGAAGAAGGGUGCAUACCUCGUUGAUCCCAAUCCCAUCGAGUUUUUCAAAAGUUUCCAUCCCAGCGAGCAUGUUGUGGAGAUCAUCGUGCCUCUGUACUCUGUUAAAGAUAAUGUGGAAGACUACUUCCCCAAAGAUCAUCCCAAAAACGAAGGCAAGUCCCAAGCUCGUAUUCGUCGAGUACUGAGUAACAUCUUCCAGGCUGUCAAUUGUAGGAUUCUCGCGAGUCUGUUCAGGGAAAACGAAGAAUGCUGGCGUUGGCGGAAUACGUCGGCUGCUCAAAGAACUCGGAAGCCAACGGAGAAAAAGCGCUACAUGGAAGCCAUGCAAUCGGCCAAACGAACCGGAUUGGGGAAGAGAAAGAGCAUCAGCUCGCGACAGAGCCCAGUCCCUAGUAGACCAAUUUCUGAUCAGGACGAAGGCCUCGUUGGAGUGACAGGUGGUGGCCUGGAGUGGAAGAGCCUCCGUUACCUGUUCCACAUGGAAGUUGGAGACGGCAUGGUGGCUCGCUACAUUGUGGAGUGUCUCGACGCGCCUCCAGGGAAAGACGUCGAGACUGGUACUGUGAGCCUCACAUGGAUGCAUGAGCCUGGCACGUGCUAG
This is a messenger RNA of Fonsecaea erecta, 759 nucleotides long. RefSeq lists its product as hypothetical. The record is from RefSeq and is a predicted model, not a curated record. Lineage: Eukaryota; Fungi; Ascomycota; Eurotiomycetes; Chaetothyriales; Herpotrichiellaceae. The transcript is spliced from 3 exons. The coding region runs from base 1 to 759 and encodes 252 amino acids.